UCUCCACUCGUCACCCAGCCCUCCCCGGACCGCGCAGGCCCGAGCUCGGGUCUAUGUCCAACUUUUUAGAGAGAACGCUUCCUGCUGUCACCAGCCUGGCAGAAGAGGCGAGUCGCUUUGCUUGUGGACAGGAGAGGACUGUGAUCAAAGCCAGUAAUCGGUUUAGUAUUUUAGGACCCAUCAUUGGGGUUUCAAACUUAGAAGAAAGAGAAACUCUAUCCUUGGCCAUUCGGCUUUGAGAAUAAAUCUCAGAGUGCCUGCUCUGUGCUAACAGCAGAGCCCACCAUGGCCAAGAGAGUCGCCGUGAUCGGAGCUGGUGUGAGUGGCCUGUCCUCCAUCAAGUGCUGCCUGGAUGAGGACCUGGAGCCCACCUGCUUUGAGAGGAGUGACAACUUCGGGGGACUGUGGAAGUUUUCUGAAGAGUCCAAAGACGGGAUGACCAGGGUCUAUCGGUCGCUAGUGACAAAUGUCUGCAAGGAAAUGUCAUGUUACAGUGACUUCCCUUUCCGAGAAGAUUAUCCCAAUUUCAUGAACCAAGAGAAAUUUUGGGACUAUCUACAAGAAUUUGUUGAGCACUUCGACCUCCUGAAAUACAUUCGAUUUAAGACCACCGUGUGCAGUGUAACAAAGCGUCUGGACUUCUCUGAAACGGGUCAGUGGGAUGUGGUCACGGAGACGGAGGGCAAGCAGGACAGAGUGGUCUUUGAUGCUGUCAUGGUGUGCACGGGACACUUCCUGAGUCCCCAUUUACCUUUGGAAUCCUUUCCUGGAAUCCAUAAUUUUAAAGGCCAAAUCCUGCACAGUCAAGAGUACAGGAGCCCAGAAGCCUUUCAGGGCAAACGUGUCUUAGUGAUUGGCCUUGGGAACACAGGAGGAGACAUUGCGGUGGAGCUCAGUCGAAUAGCGGCUCAGGUACUUCUCAGCACCAGAACUGGCACUUGGGUUCUCAGCCGCUCUUCAGAUAGGGGCUACCCUUUGAACAUGAUGAUUACCAGAAGAUGCUAUAAUUUAAUUCACCAACUGCUGCCUCCAUGUUUCCUAAACUGGAUUCAAGAGAGGAAAAUGCAAAAAAGACUAAACCAUGAGAUUUAUGGAUUAAGUAUCACAAAGGGGAAAAAUCCGAAAUUUAUUGUGAAUGAUGAGCUGCCAACCUGCAUCCUGUGUGGGCUGGUCACUAUGAAAACCAGUGUGAAGAGAUUCACAGAGACCUCUGCUAUCUUUGAAGAUGGGACAGUGGAAGCCAACAUUGAUACUGUGAUCUUUACUACAGGAUAUAAAUUUUCUUUUCCUUUUCUUGAAGAAACUCUCCAAAGCCUUUGUACAAAGACGUUCCUAUAUAAGCAGGUCUUUCCCCCAGGCCUGGAGAGAGCAACUUUAGCCAUCAUUGGCCUUAUCAGCCUUACGGGGUCCAUCUUAGCAGGCACAGAGCUCCAAGCACGGUGGGCCACAAGAGUAUUCAAAGGGCUCUGUAGGAUACCGCCACCCCAGAAGUUGAUGGCUGAGGCUACUAAAAAGGAGGAGCUCAUUAAAAGGGGUGUGCUCGGAGACGCGGGCCAGAACAAGCUCAACUACAUUCUCUACAUGGACGAGCUCGCUGCAUCCAUAGGCGUGAAGCCCAGCAUCCCACUUCUGUUCCUCAGGGACCCCAGACUAGCUUGGGAAGUUUUCUUUGGACCAUGUACCCCUUACCAAUACCGCCUGGUGGGCCCUGGAAGAUGGGAUGGAGCCAGAAAUGCCAUCCUGACCCAGUGGGACAGGACGCUGAAGCCUCUCAAAACCCGAGUCGCUCCUGACCCUCCCAAACCUGCCUCCACGUCACACUGCUUGGGAGCUCUGGGGGGACCUCUCCUGCUUGCCUUCCUCCUACUCAUCUAUAAAUCUCCACUUCCCAAGUUGAUUCGAGAUAGAAUCUCCCCUCACCUAGGGCUGUGGUUUGGGUGUGCCCCCUGGAAAUUCAUGGGCAGGCAGACUGGUCUCCAGCUGGCAGCACUGAGAGAGUCUGCAUGAUCAGACAAUCAUCAGAGACUGACCACAAAGACAUUGGUGACCACAGCAUCCAGAAGAGGCUGUCUGGUUGAAGAGGGGUGUGGGUUUUAGAGAAAAUAAAUUGUAAGUGAUCGGAUAAUUCAUUCGUUAACUCAACAAAUAUGUACUGAGCACUUACUAUGUUCUAAGCACCGUGCGACAUCGUGGGGAAACAUGGUGAAUACAGAGAAAGUCCUUGACUUCACAGAACUCUGCGCCACUGUGACAGGCAGGAAAUAGUGACAACUGCCUCCAGUAUCAACCACGCAGGCUUGGGAGACAAAGGGGGAGCCAGCUGGGAUGCUCAGACAAAGCCUUUCUGAAGAGGUGACACUCGAAGUGAUCCCAGGGAAAGCUGCGUCAAGGGACAGCGUGGCCCCGGGGACAGUUUCAUGGAAGGGUAGGAAUCAGUAGGAAGGCCUUGUGGCAGGCAUGUCAGGACAGCAGCUGCCAGCCUCGUCCACACCGUGACGUGCACGGAAAACGAGGACAGUCUUUGUGAGCCACACUGUGACAAACUAGAGAAGUGUGAUCUAUGUGGGCACAGGGAAAAUUCCCUUUUCAUACUGAAGUAAAUUACUUAAGCCAAAAAAUAGCGACAUUUCAGGGGAAAUAUUAAAUACAGAAUUUAUGAUAUACUUGCAAAUAAAACUUCACAGGUUUUAGUUAAAACUUGAAUUCAUUUCGGGGGGUUUUCUAUCAUAUCUUAUACUUGAAAUUCUACAUUAACUCCUAAAUAGGAUUCUUAAACCAUGAUCUCUUUAUGUUAUUACAGGUUGGUGUGAAGAUCAUGUAAAACCAUUUCACGGCCAUUCAGAAAAAUUAAAACGGUUGAAAUACUUUCUUUCAUCAAUAAAGGUACCAUUGAAAGUUUUUUGUGUUAUGAGAAUGGAUCCAGGUCCCAUCAAACUUCCAGAACAAGCAAUUCAGACGAGAUCAAGCUUUAGUAGUAAGAGGAGCUCACUGGUCUGCGCACCAGCCCUGAAGGCGCUUGGCCAAGAGAACGGAAUCGUUACUCUAUGUGAAGACGGGAAUUCCAGGCCACUUCCCCUCACAGCCCCUGCUCCCCAACACAAACACCCACCCGCCAUCGCCACCAGGCGCCCUCAUUGUCUGUAGGUCCUG
Molecule: messenger RNA, 3150 nt
Organism: Sciurus carolinensis (gray squirrel)
Lineage: Eukaryota; Metazoa; Chordata; Mammalia; Rodentia; Sciuridae
Gene: Fmo4
Product: flavin containing dimethylaniline monoxygenase 4
Exons: 10
Coding region: 286-2007 (573 amino acids)
Molecular function (GO): N,N-dimethylaniline monooxygenase activity; NADP binding; flavin adenine dinucleotide binding
Source: RefSeq, a predicted model, not a curated record